Molecule: messenger RNA, 1780 nt
Organism: Saccostrea echinata
Lineage: Eukaryota; Metazoa; Mollusca; Bivalvia; Ostreida; Ostreidae
Product: cytochrome P450 1A2-like
Exons: 6
Coding region: 70-1545 (491 amino acids)
Biological process (GO): progesterone metabolic process; hormone biosynthetic process
Molecular function (GO): steroid 17-alpha-monooxygenase activity; iron ion binding; heme binding
Source: RefSeq, a predicted model, not a curated record
GUGACUAACUUUUUUUUAUCUGCAUUGAGCAUAGCCAUAGAUAACACUUUUGCAAAGAAGCUAUCAAAAAUGUUGGAGAUUAUAACUGUGAUUUUUAUUUUGGUACUGUGUAUAUAUCACUACCGGAAGGAAUUAAAAAGCGAUUUUCCUGGCCCACCAGGCAUACCCUUCGUUGGCGUCGCAUUUCAGGUCGACUUGAAUCGGCUUCAUUUGAAGCUGUAUGAAUGGACAUCGAUUUACGGAGAGGCUUUUCAGUUUUCAGCAUUUGGCAAAUCGUACAUUUCACUCAACUCAGCCGAUGCCAUACGAAAUGUCUUAGGAUGCGAACCAAAUGCAACAACCGUGGCAUCCCGAGAACCGUCGUUUUUCGGGGAGUAUUGCCUUGAGAAUUAUUCCGACAUUGUAUUUUCACCUUACAGCAAAGAGUGGUCCAGUAGACGUAAGGUUGGCCACCAACUUUUACAUACAUAUGGAGAUGGGGUGCACUUGCUGGAGGACGAAAUUCUACAGAAACUUAAAGAUGUCAAACAAUAUAUCAAAGAUAAUAAUGAGAAGAACAUCGACCCACACGAUAUGGUGGAAGAGUUCUUAUGUAAAAACUUGGCCUCACUGAUUGCUGGAACUACCGAUCAACAACUGCAACAACUGAUGAAAGAUAUGGAUCACAUUUCCAACGACAUUGCAGGACCCUUAGUUGAUAACAUGUUUAAGACAUUUCCUUUCCUGAGGUUUCUACCCUUUUCUAUCACCAAGAAACCUUUCCUUGUAAAAUCCAUGACAGAAGAUAUAAUUAAGAGAAUAAAGAAAAUAACGGAAGAGCAAAACCUUGAAAAGGGUAUGUACCACGAAUUGAAAAAUGCAGUGGAGGCACAUGCUCAACACCUUACAGACAAUGAAAUAAAGUGCAUUAUCGCUAAUAUUGUUGGAGCAGGUUUUCUAACAACCAGAGGCACCUUACUGUCGCUUAUUCACCUUUUGGUGGAUUAUCCGGAGAUCCAGAAUAAAAUACAAAAUGAAAUUGAUGACAUAAUUGGCGAAAGAGAGGCGCACAUCAACGACCGAUCUUCAUGUCCCUUCACAGAGGCAGUGAUCCUAGAAACACUACGUUACAUAUCCCACGCCCCUUUGGCUAUCCCUCAUUACACACUUGAGGACUGUACCAUCAGGGGCCAUUUGGUUCCAAAAGGAACACGAAUACUUACAAAUUUGUGGACUGUUCAUCAUAGCGAUGAAUGGGAUGAUCCAUUCGUCUUCAGACCUGCGCGGUUCCUUGACGAUUCUGGAUUACUUUUACCAGCAACACACCCAACUAGAAAAAGGCUGUUGGUUUUUGGGUUUGGCAAACGGUCAUGCGUGGGGGAAGUGUUCGCCAAAAACCGCACAUUCCUGUUCCUAGCAACACUGAUGCAGACUUGUACUGUGACAAAGUCGUCUGGUCAAUCUACAAGUAACCUUGACCCCCGAACAAUGAUGCCUGGCAUCGUACUCCAGCCUCAGCAUUACCAAGUACAAUUCAAAGCACGAGAAAUUUCAUGCAAUCAAUGAGCGUGCCCGGGCACAUGUAAAAAGCAUCGAUGUAGACAAUGAGAAAUUUUUGAACGUCAAUAAAUGAAUGUUGAAUACAUGGUACAUGUAUGUCUAAUUAGGGCCAAGUAAAUGACAUUUUUCCAUAAACAUAUAACAAUGAAAUUUAAUCAGAAAGCGUCGCUUCGAGUAUAUGGCAUCUCAAACGUUGCAAUAUUCGAUCUUUUCCAUUUGUAUUGUAUAAUUUUCCAUUUGU